CUCCAUUUUUGGCUCUCUCCACUUCUGUAAUCUACUUCUCACAUCCUCGCACGAAUUUCUGCUAGCAGACCGAAAUUCAUAGACCCUAUUUUUUUUUUGAUCGAUUCGAUUCGAAUCCUUCGAUCUCACCAAUCGAUUUACAUCCAUAGAUUUCUCCCUUUUCCUGUUUCCUCUGAAAUUUAGGGUUAGCGUAGGUUUCAUCAAUGAUGCAAGGUGAAGUACAAUUGCAGCCACCGGAUUCGCAGAAGCUGAGUGAUUCGGAUCCCUUAUUGGGAAAUUCUCCAUCUUCUUCUUCUUCUGCGUCUCCUUCCGAUGAGAUAAAUGCUGAAGAUUUGGAGAGUGGUUCUGCAUCAGCUCCUUGCUGUCGUAUAUGUCUGGAGAACGAUAGCGAAUUGUUAGGCGAUGAACUGAUAUCACCGUGUAUGUGCAAAGGCACUCAGCAAUUCGUUCAUCGUUCAUGUCUCGAUCAUUGGCGAUCCGUCAAGGAAGGUUUUGCUUUCUCUCACUGCACCACCUGCAAAGCGCAGUUCCACCUCCGUGUCGAACCCUUUGAAGAUAACAACUCUUGGCGUCGAAAAGCCAAAUUCAGACUCUUUGUCGCCAGAGAUGUGCUUUUGGUUUUCGUCGCUGUGCAGACUGUUAUAGCUGUGAUGGCCGGAUUUGCGUACAUGAUGGACAAAGACGGAGAGUUUCGCAACUCUUUCAACGAUGAUUGGGAUCGUAUACUGUCAAAACAUCCCAUCCCGUUUUACUACUGCAUCGGGGUUGUAACCUUCUUUGUGCUGAUUGGGUUUCUUGGGCUCAUUCUUCAUUGCUCUUCUCUCAACGGUAAUGACCCGAGGAUGGCUGGGUGCCAGAACUGCUGUUACGGAUGGGGUAUCUUGGAUUGUUUCCCUGCAUCAAUGGAAGCUUGUUUCGCUCUUGUUGUUGUGUUUGUCGUCAUCUUCGCCAUUCUUGGCUUAGCUUAUGGUUUUCUUGCUGCUACGAUGGCCAUUCAAAGGAUUUGGCAGAGACAUUACCAUAUUCUAACCAAGAGAGAGCUCACAAAGGAGUACAUUGUGGAGGAUCUUCACGGAUGUUACACUCCCCCGAAGCUGGAUGCAGAGCACGAAGCAAGACUGAAAUUGCUGAAACUUAUGUGACCGUUCUUUAAUUGCAAAUAAAGGUCAUAUGGAUUCGGACAAAAAGUUUUAUGCAUGUUUGUUCGUAAAUGUCUUUCUAUUUUUUUAUCUCUGUCUUUAUAUAUUGUUGACCUUUUCCUAUUUAUAA
This is a messenger RNA of Eutrema salsugineum, 1269 nucleotides long. RefSeq lists its product as uncharacterized. NCBI's taxonomy places the organism in Eukaryota, Viridiplantae, Streptophyta, Magnoliopsida, Brassicales, Brassicaceae. The transcript has 3 exons. Gene Ontology annotation, molecular function: zinc ion binding. The record is from RefSeq and is a predicted model, not a curated record. The coding region runs from base 204 to 1142 and encodes 312 amino acids.